AAAACUCUAAACUCAUUAGCUCGUGACUGGCUCGGCUCGUAGCUAGACUUAGACUGGAGUUCCGUCCCCCCAACAUAUCCUCGAGCCUCUCGUACCGGUCUUUAGUUUGGAUCUUCUAGCAGCCUUUCCAUCGUCCUUGCUUCCGUUCGUCUGCGCACCGCUGACGCCUUGGAGCUUGGACGGUAUGCAGCCGCCCUAACAACCAGUACGUGCCUGCCUCCUAAAGGUCCGCGUUCGUACUCGGAGAUGCCUGCUCAGCCCUAUCUGUUGCAUACUCUUCUUCUUCCGUUUUGUUAUCUGGUAGUACGUAGUAGCAGUACCUGCUGCUUAAUUACUGUUUCUUUGCUUGCCGUGGCAUGCAGUUGAUGUUCCCGUCGUGUGCUGACGAUUAUUGUUGCAGAAGAUCGGGAGAGGCCAAGGAAGGGAGGUUGCAGUAGCGAAGAUCUCAGAGCACGCAGGCGAAGAUGGAGCUUGUGGUGGGUGCUUCGGAGGCCAGCAUGAAAUCUCUGCUGGGCAAGCUAGGCGGACUCCUUGCCCAGGAGUACACUCUGAUCCGUGGCGUCCGCGGCGACAUUCAGUACAUCACCGACGAGCUCGCCAGCGUGCAGGCUUUCCUCGGUGACCUCGGCUUUUCUUCGGAUGACCAUGACCGCCGGCUCAAGAACUGGAUGAAGCAGAUCCGCGACAUGGCAUAUGACAUGGAAGACUGCAUUGACGACUUCGCCCACCGCCUCCCUCACGACUCAUCCCUCACUGACGCAAGAUGUUCCUUCAUACUGACAAUAUUCUAUGAGCUCCGGACAUUCCGGCCUCGCCGUGAAAUUGCUUCCAAGAUUGCUGAGCUCAAGGCCAGGGCGGAACAGAUCGCUGAGCGGCGAGGCAGAUAUGGAGUGGACAACCCUGCAAAAAGUAGUCUUGAAGAGGGAGCGAAGACGACAGCAAACCAUGCUGUUACCUUCUAUGGCAUUGCCGCUGAGCAUCUGAUGGCCAGCCGUCGUCAGCUCGUCCACACGCUGAAUCCUAUAGGAGUGGAGGAGGACAUGAAGAAGCUUCGGCCUUGGCUAACAAAAGAAUCUCAUCGAGCUGUUAUUUCCAUAGUCGGGUUUGGUGGGGUGGGAAAGACCACCAUUGCCACCAAACUGUACCAAGAUUUCGGGAACGAAUUCGACUGCCGAGCGUCAGUCACGGUGUCGCAAAACUAUGAUGAAGAUCAAGUCCUCAGGGAUAUUCUGGGUCAAAUCAAGCCACGGGACAAAGAGCAAGGCAAUAAUAAUGAUAGCAGCAGCACUAUUCAGCAGGUAAAUAACAGCAAAGAUCAGGUAAUAAUGACCCGUGAUGACCAAGCGCAACAAGACCGCAACACAGCAGGGACACCUCCUGCUGAGAAGAACCAAUUAUUAGCUUACGGCAUGAAAGGCUUUGUGAAGCGGGUUAUUAUGCCACUCCGCGGCCACAGGAAGCAAGGCAAUGAUGGCAACGCUGGUUGCACACAGAGCAACAUAGAAACAAUGGCCCACGACAAACUUAUUCAAGAACUGCGAUCGCGCCUGAAAGGAAAGAGGUAUAUCCUCUUGAUUGAUGACGUAUGGUCUGUAGAAACAUGGGAGAACAUUAGAAAUUGGUUGCCACAUGAAAACGGCAGUAAAGUAAUUGUGACUAGCAGAUUUCAAGCUGUUGGUGCGGCCUGCUCAGAAAGAGAUGGAACUGAUUAUCUGCAUACCGUGAAUGUUCUUAGUAAUCCCAAGUCCGAAAGUCUAUUUAAUCAGGGUGUUUCUGAAUCCCAAAGCAACAGUAGCGAAAAAGAGAAGGUUCAUGAGCAGAUAUGGAAAUAUUGUGGGGGCCUGCCUUUAGCCAUAGUAACCAUGGCUGGCCUUGUUGCCUGCAACCCAACAAAAAAGAAUGACCAUUGGAGUACAGUUUGCAAGUCAUUAUUUCCAGAGCAGGUUGCUCCCCUUACCCUCGAUGGGGUCACAAGGAUACUUGAUUAUUGCUACAAUGAUUUGCCUCCAGAUCUCAAGACCUGCUCAUUGUACUUGAGCAUGUUUCCUAAGGGCUUGACAAUUAGUAAGAAGCGUCUGACCAGACGAUGGAUAUCUGAAUGUUUUGUUACAGAGAAGCAAGGGCUAACUGCAGAGGAAGUUGCUGAAACAUACUUUAAUCAGCUCAUAAGUAGGAAGAUAAUACGCCCUGAGGAUCACAGCAGCAAUGGGAAGAUAAAAUCCUUUAAAGUUCAUGACAUGAUUCUUGAGUAUAUUGUGUCCAAAUCAAGCGAAGAGAACUUUAUUACUGUUGUUGGUGGCCACUGGCUGAUGCCAACUCCGAGCAACAAAGUCCGUCGACUCUCCAUGCAAAGUAGUGGUUCCAAGCAUGGGAAUUCAACAAAAGGCAUGAACUUGUCCCAAGUGCGAUCACUGACAGUGUUUGGAAGUCAGAACCGACGACUUCCUUUCCAUUCAUUCAAUAAUGGAAUAAUUCAAGUACUGGAUCUUGAGGGUUGGAAGGGUAUGACAGAUAACUAUCUGAAUGACAUAUGUAAAAUGCUUGUGCUCAAGUAUUUAAGCCUCCGACGAACAGAGGUUGUUAAUAUCCCAUCAAAGAUAGGGAGGCUUGAGUAUCUGGAAACUCUUGACAUAAGGGAGACGAGAGUUGAGGUGCUUCCUAAAGCUUUUGGCCAGCUCAAACGUCUUCGUAGCAUGCUUGGAGGGAGUAAAAACCCAAAGAAGAAGGCAUUGAAGUUGCCAAAUGAGAAGACUAAGGAGCCAAUGAAAGCACUUCGUAUACUGUCAGGGAUUGAGAUCAACGAGGACUCAACAGCUGUAGCAAGCCUUCAUCAGCUGACAGGGCUAAGAAAGGUUGCCAUUUACAAGCUCAACAUACAGGAGGGUGGUCAGACCUUCAAACAAUUACGCUCCGCCAUUGAAUAUCUCUGCAGUUGUGGUCUGCAGAUUCUGGCAAUCAAUGAUGAGGGCUCUGACUUCAUCAACACAUUGGACUCCAUGUCCAAUCCUCCAAGGUACCUCAUUGGGCUGGAGCUAUCUGGCAAGAUGGAAAGCCCCCCAAACUGGAUCAAAGAUCUCGGUAAUCUCUACAAGUUGACACUUUCUGUGACAGUUCUUCGGACUGAUACUUUCAUGCUCAUCAAGAACCUGCCCAAACUAUUCAGUCUCACCUUUACACUCAGCACAAAGAAGGAUGAUCGGGACAUAGUGGACAUCCUUGAGGAAAAUAAGCUGCUUACUGACAGGGAGAUCAUUGUUCCACCUGGAGGAUUUGAGAGUCUAAAGCUGCUUCGCUUCUUUGCAACUCUCGUGCCAAGGCUGAGCUUUGCAGUUACAGGAGAAGACGUAAUGCCAGCACUCGAGAGGAUUGAUAUGCGGUUUCAAGCCUUCGAAGGAAUUUAUGGCAUUGAGACUCUUAAAAGUCUCCAAGAGUUGCAUCUCAGUGUUGGUAACCAAGCAGAUGAAGUAACUAAGUUCUUGGUAGAAGAAUUGAAGGACAGCGCCAACCGCAACUAUUUAGAUGAGAAAUAUGCAACGAAGUGGCCAAAAAUAAUCAGUGACUGAAGAUAUUCUAUCGAGGAUGACAUUGUCUUUCCUUUCAGGUGCAUCAUCUGGUUCUGUAUUCUUAUGUGGAGGCUAUUUCGGUUCAUCUACUCCAGCUUUUCACCAUCACUCUGUUUUUCGUUUUUCAUUUCAGAGUUUCAGUCUGUCGGUCUGUCUUUCCCUCAGUUUCAAGAGUUUCAGUUUCAUCAGUUUCGUCAGUCAAGUUCUUGUAAGCCUGACGCAUGUCAUUAGUUCAUGCGGAGGCACGUCCAAGUGCUGCGCGGCUCUUGCGUGGUCGUGGGAUGGCAUGAUCAUAGUGACGCUCGUGCCGCGCAAUCAGGAGAGUUGCUCCUUGUAAAUUUCCUUUAUAUUGCAAGAUAUGCAAACCAGUUGACAGCACCAAAAACAACGAGUUCAUCGAGCUUUUCCUGGGUGCGUCGUUUCCAAUUCGCCGGGCGUGAGAAAUCCCCAGCGAGCCCCAACAAUUUCAUCAAAUCUAUUGCUUUUCCUGAGUGCCGACCGCUUUCGUUUUCUACAUUAUGAUAUCGUUUUCUAUAUUAUAAAACCGUUUUCGAAUUUUGUUAAACAUAAAACUUUGUCAGUUUCAGUUGGUUUCACAACCAUUUUUAUUUAUUUUUUAUACUCUUUAAUUGCUAAAAUAUAGAAAUAU
Messenger RNA from Sorghum bicolor (sorghum), 4212 nucleotides. Its product is annotated as disease resistance protein RPM1. The transcript has 3 exons. The coding region runs from base 465 to 3563 and encodes 1032 amino acids. Gene Ontology annotation, biological process: defense response to other organism. Gene Ontology annotation, molecular function: ADP binding. The record is from RefSeq and is a predicted model, not a curated record. Lineage: Eukaryota; Viridiplantae; Streptophyta; Magnoliopsida; Poales; Poaceae.